Messenger RNA from Aspergillus aculeatinus CBS 121060, 1356 nucleotides. Its product is annotated as PHD finger domain-containing protein. The coding region runs from base 1 to 1356 and encodes 451 amino acids. NCBI's taxonomy places the organism in Eukaryota, Fungi, Ascomycota, Eurotiomycetes, Eurotiales, Aspergillaceae. The transcript has 3 exons. The record is from RefSeq and is a predicted model, not a curated record.
AUGGGUAUUCGGGGCUUAUGGAAUGUACAUGUCGAUGGUAAGCCUGAGGAUGGGACGAUGGCUGUAUGCAAAAUCAACACCUGUAUAGGGAAGUGGUACCGCCUGUUUCACGAACCAACGGGGCGUAUAACUUCUCCAGACGCACCUGCUACUCUGCAAACCGUCAGAAAGGUAGUCUCGACGACCGCCAUUGAGGACUGGGAAUCAAUACCUUUCCCCAUCACCUCUCCACACCAACUUAGAUUAUAUCCCUCACUCAGCACGCUAGAUGAUAUUCUUGUUGAUAACGAAGAUAUCAAUAAGCAGCAUCGCACACAGUAUACUGAAACGGGACUAACAAUAUCACCAACGCUCAAGAUAAACAUCGCAAAGCCCACGUCUUUGACUGAGCUCCAACUUCGUUUAUUUACAGACUUCGACACCGAAGGGAUCCCCAAAAACAUUAUAGGAGAGAUCCCAAUCGGAUCCUACUCUAUCCCAAAGUGGUCGGCUCCGUCUGAAAACAUUUUCUGGCUUCAUGGGUUUCUAGUCACUGUAUACAGUGCGUCAGACACGCUUGAGAACGCUGUCCAAGAAACUCAGAGAUAUCUGGAUAAGGAACAGUGUAAAAAGCCUGUUAUCCAUGUUAUUCUAAUCUCUUUAGGUCACGUUACUUUCGUCGAAAUAACUGGUACAGGUGUACAGUACUCGCCGACCAUACCUCUCGUCAUCAACUCUUCGGCCAUACAACCCUCACCUGGAUUUCGAGCUCUAACUUCUGUUCUAUCUUCGAACCCUUGGAAAAUACCCCACAGGGAAAAAUGGGGAAUCAACAUACCCACUGAGAUUCUUGAUAGAAUACUCAAGGCCUUGGCACCCAAGGACGUAAUCUCGUUUGCCCGAGCAUCUACCGCGGUGGAUAGAUGGUAUUAUUCAUCUCUUCCUCAAUUGGACAGAGUCCUUGUGCGGAGUUUUGAUUUCUCGAUACCAUGCUGUGGAGAACGACACAAACCCAACGGAGACGGUGUCUCCUGCUCAACCUGUUAUACGUGGUACCACAGGAAGUGCGCUAGUCUCAGCUCUGAAUCACAAGGUGAUGGGUAUUUAUGUACAGAGUGCCAACAAAACGGAGCAAGCAAUAUUCUGGAGGCCGGGGGUAUCUACAGAGCACGCCGGAAGAUAGGAUCGAAGCCCAGCUGCAAGGUGACUGUCGACGGUGAGGUAAAAGUGCUCAACUUGCGCACGGCGAAGCUAGCGGCCCGUCGGCCUGAACGGUUCUCUUUUAGAGGCCUAUCAAUUCCUCCCAACGACCUCAAUUACACCAUCCGGUUCAAUCGCGUUUUCUCCGGUCUAGCAUACGGCCUUGACGAGGUAUGA